AUGGGAAAUUGUAUUCAGAAGUGUCUUCAACAACCCGACGAACCAGUUGGCAUUGCUCAACCUCCCACAGGGCUCAAUGAGAUCGAAAUUUCUCAUCCCCAGAAAGUUUCUAAAACUCUUCGAGACAAGAAUUUAUCUUCUUUACAUACAAAGAAAGGUGGAGUCUAUGAGAUCCGCUUCCCCAAUCAAGGGAAAUCUUCUAAACCACUUGGGAAGACAUCUUCAUCAAUCUCUUUAAACACACGGGAUGAAAGAAUCAAUGGAAUUCAAAUCUCUCAUCCUGGGGAAACUUCAAAACCAGUACUGCAGGAGAGAAAUUCGUUGGUUCCUUCAAAUACCAAGAAAGGAGUCGAUGAGAUUCAAAUUUCUCAUUCUGGACCGGCUUCUUUGAAUAUACGAAAAG
Molecule: messenger RNA, 403 nt
Organism: Ilex paraguariensis (yerba mate)
Lineage: Eukaryota; Viridiplantae; Streptophyta; Magnoliopsida; Aquifoliales; Aquifoliaceae
Source: the annotation of a GenBank genome assembly